CAUUUCACGCUCAGCCUUCAUCCCCAAUCCUCCAAGAGAUCCACAUUAUACGAAUUUCUCAAAAUCCUAGUUGAUUUUUGAGACAGUAAUCUCAGUUUUCUGAAACUAGAAAUAAUUCUCUAUGGCCUCCACCGAAGAACCAGUUGCUCCCAUCGAGCAUGUGGCUGAGCUGGCCGACGCUGAACCAGUUGUGGAAGAGGAUCCACCGGUUAAGCCUGCCAAGUCUAAGAAAGAACCCAGGCCGAAGAAACCUGCUGCUCCCAAAAAACGCAGUUCUCCGUCUCAUCCUCCUUACUUCGAGAUGAUCCAAGAGGCAAUUGUGUCAUUGAAGGAGAGAACUGGAUCCAGUCAACAUGCGAUUCAGAAGUUUAUCGAGGAUAAGCAGAAGAAUCUGCCGUCUAACUUUAGGAAGCUUUUGCUUUUUCACUUGAAGAAGCUUGUGGCUUCUGGUAAGCUGGUUAAGGUCAAGAGCUCUUACAAGCUCCCGCCUACUCGUUCGUCGGCUUCCAAAUCUGCCGCUUCUGCUCCGGCUAAGAAGAAGCCGGCUCCUUCUGCCAAGACUAAGGCCGCCACCAGCAAAACCACUAAGGAGAAGAAGGCACCGCCUUCCAAGGCGAAAGCCAAGCCGAAGGCGGCUGCUUCCAAAUCCAAGGCCGCUGCCAAGGCUAAGCCGGCUGCCAAGGCCAAGCCAACUGCCAAAUCUAAGCCAGCUGCAAAGCCUAAGGCUGCUACGCCCGUGAAGUCGAAGCCAGCCCCGAAAAGGAAGGCUGCAGAAAAGCCCAAAGCUGAAAAGAAGCAGCCUGCUAAGGUUUCAAGGACAUCUACAAGGUCAUCGCCAGGUAAGAAGGCGGCUCCAGUGCCCCCGAAGAAAGCGGCAACCUCUAAGAAGGCGGUUCCGGCGUCGAGGAAGGCCCCAACAGUAAGGAAGCCUCCGGCGGCGAGGAAGGCCCCAACUGUAAGGAAGCCUCCAGCAGCAAAGAAGGCUCCGGCUAAGAGCACGAAGCGAACUGCGAAGUCUCCGGCAAAGAAAGCAACCCCUGCAAAGAAGGGGAAGAAGUGAGAGCUAGAGAGAGGGUCUCCUUGAAAGAGUUGUUUGUUUACAUGGGUAGUUUUGUAAAUUUAUCGUCGAUCCUUUGUAGUGGGAGUAUUUACAUCUUUAGCCCAGAGAAUAUCAUAGAAUUGUCUUUUCCCCAUCCUUUUCCUAUAAUUUUUUAGUGUUUUUUCUAUUGAUUUUUAGUUUUUAGAGAUUUGACACAGUGCUCUGUUAUGUUCAAAUCUAUUUCAAAAUGAAUUAGAAAAAGUUCCUUCUCUGAUUUGAU
Messenger RNA from Olea europaea var. sylvestris, 1319 nucleotides. RefSeq names its product histone H1-like. Gene Ontology annotation, biological process: chromosome condensation; negative regulation of DNA recombination; nucleosome assembly. Gene Ontology annotation, cellular component: nucleosome; nucleus. Lineage: Eukaryota; Viridiplantae; Streptophyta; Magnoliopsida; Lamiales; Oleaceae. Gene Ontology annotation, molecular function: nucleosomal DNA binding; structural constituent of chromatin; double-stranded DNA binding. The record is from RefSeq and is a predicted model, not a curated record. The transcript is spliced from 2 exons. Bases 122 to 1060 code for a protein of 312 amino acids.